AUGGCAGACCUCAAACUAGAUAUUUCAGGACCGGGAGGAGAGAGAAUCGUUAUACCCGCGGGGCUACUCAUCGAUAACGUCUUCGUUCCAUCUGUCGAAGGUGCAACCUUGCAAGUUCAAAAUGCUCAUUCGGGGGCAACAGUUGGGGCCAUUGCUUCUGCCACGCAGAAGGAUGUCAACGCCGCAGUCAAAUCAUCUUCCCAAGCAUACGAAACAGUUUGGAAAUUUUCUACCGGGGCGACCCGGCGACAACUUCUCAACAAACUCGCCGACUUGAUCGAGCGAGACCUUCAGCUUUUCGCAACUCUCGAGGCCAUCGAUAUUGGCCAAUUGGUCUCCACCAACAUAGGCGCACUUGGUCCAAUGGCUGUAGAGUGGUUGCGAUACUUUGCUGGAUGGGCAGACAAGCUAGACGGCAGAAGCGCGAACUGGGACGCUGGAUCCGAAAGACAAGGCCUAUCGUACACGAUUCGUGAGCCUUAUGGUGUUACUGCGGCUAUUGUGCCAUGGAAUACGCCAUUAGCUAACAUGGUAACCAGAAUGCUUUCAUGCUGGAAGAUCGCUCCUUGCAUUGCCGCCGGAAAUACCUUGAUUUUGAAAUCGCCGGAACUUGCACCACUCUCCUGUCUGCAUCUCGCACAGUUGAUAGUCGAGGCAGGAUUCCCACCAGGCGUAAUCAAUAUCAUAACCGGCUUAGGUACAGUGGCAGGCGCCGCGCUGGCACACCACAUGCAAAUUCGCAAGAUUGCAUUCACUGGCUCCACACUCACCGGCCGCUCCAUUCUUAGGGCGUCAGCAGACAGUAACCUCAAAAAAGUAUCGCUUAAACUUGGAGGGAAAAGCCCAACGAUAAUCUUCGCUGAUGCAGACUUUGACGACGCAGUUGAGUGGGCUGCGGUAGGAAUCACACUGGGUGAAGGCGAAGUCUGUGCGGCUGGAUCAAGGAUCUACGUUCAGGAUUCAAUCUAUCAAAAGUUUCUGCAGGCCUUUGCCAAUAGAUGCAAGACAGCGAUUGCUGGAGACCCGCUCGCCCCACAGACCGCGAAAGGACCUCUUAUCAGCAAGCAGCAGCGCGACAAGGUCAUGUCAUACAUUGAUGACGCCAAGUCACGCGGUAUCAAAGUACUCUUCGGUGGUACUUCAGAUGCCCCAAGCAAUGUCGUGGCUAAUACCGCGUUCGUUGAUGUACCCGAAGAUGUGCCUCUCAUGAAAGAAGAAGUUUUUGGGCCAGUUGCGGCUAUUGCCAGUUUUACCACCGAAGAUGAAGUCGUUCAGAAGGCUAACGACUCGGAAUAUGGCCUUGCUGCUUCCGUGUUCACGAGGGACCUUGUCCGAGCUCAUCGUGUCGCGGCACGUCUCCAAAGUGGCCAGGUCACAGUGAACGCUUGGGGUAUGCUUGCUGCCAACAUGCCAUUCGGAGGUAACACUGUCUUACAACAUCGUUCGCUUGAUAAACUACUAACAGCUUAUCUCUAG
Molecule: messenger RNA, 1476 nt
Organism: Parastagonospora nodorum SN15
Lineage: Eukaryota; Fungi; Ascomycota; Dothideomycetes; Pleosporales; Phaeosphaeriaceae
Exons: 3
Coding region: 1-1476 (491 amino acids)
Molecular function (GO): aldehyde dehydrogenase (NAD+) activity
Source: RefSeq, a predicted model, not a curated record